This is a messenger RNA of Xenopus laevis (African clawed frog), 490 nucleotides long. RefSeq names its product otospiralin (gene otosl.L). The transcript has 3 exons. NCBI's taxonomy places the organism in Eukaryota, Metazoa, Chordata, Amphibia, Anura, Pipidae. Bases 72 to 347 code for a protein of 91 amino acids. The record is from RefSeq and is a predicted model, not a curated record.
UAAAGCAGGACUGACACUAUAAAGCUCUGUGCUAGUGACGAGUCUCUCAUAGUUAAAGCUGGAGUGGAAUCAUGGUUCUGCAAGGCAAGAAGCUGCUGGUUCUUUGGCUCUUUAUAGUGUCCUUCAUUUCUUUCAGUUCACCUGCUGCAAUAAGAGAUAAAGUGGGAGUGAGAGAAAAGCGUGCAAUUCCUAACUGGAGCAUGUCUGCAUCAGAUUUCUAUGGCUGGGUGGAAGAGCUACGCCAACUGGCUGCCUAUGAUAAGUCUGAGGAGUUGGCCAGAAUCUAUUGGGCCCAUUUUCCAAUUGCGUCCCAGCUGGGCUAUGAUGUGCCUGAGGAAGAAGAAUAAACUUGACAACUCUAAACUGAAACAUGAAUUGCUGAAAUCCUGCAUUUUUACAGUGGUAGUUUCUUCUGAUGAAUCUUUUAUAGUUAGAGAAUAUUAGGGUCUGAAGUAUCUUGUCUUUGAUAAAUAAAUUCUCUUUUGCGCAA